This is a messenger RNA of Scophthalmus maximus (turbot), 5799 nucleotides long. RefSeq names its product testis-expressed protein 2. Gene Ontology annotation, molecular function: lipid binding. The record is from RefSeq and is a predicted model, not a curated record. Gene Ontology annotation, cellular component: endoplasmic reticulum. The coding region runs from base 617 to 3937 and encodes 1106 amino acids. The transcript has 12 exons. NCBI's taxonomy places the organism in Eukaryota, Metazoa, Chordata, Actinopteri, Pleuronectiformes, Scophthalmidae.
GCCUCUCUUCUUCGUCUUUCCUUUAUUUGUUGUUGAAGCAGUUCGGUGACAUGACCUCUCGUUCAGCUCCGACUUGUAACGACACAAGACGCGUGCGAGUCAUUUUUUUGGCGGGGGGACAAUUCGUAGUGAUAGUCGUCAAAGCGCAGAAAGGCUCAGAAAGUGACGUUGUUAGCUUGUCGCCGUGCUCGCUCCUGCUGCCUCCAAACUUGACGCGUCUCUGUUCGGACUGUUAGCAUGCUCGUUAGCCCGCUCGGGAACACCCGUGUCCGCCAGUGCUGGGAAAACCUGUUUCUUUGUUUGCCGUACGAUCGGGGCACGGUUUAACAAGCAUUGUCCUCAAAGGACCCCCGUCGUAACGAACUACUUGUUCGCCGCGGAGCAAAUACACUCCCGCUAAACUCGUUUACACGUGGGCGCAUGUACAUCUGUGAUGAUUUAGCAUUUCUCUCUCUCCCUCUCUCCCUCUCUCUCUGGUGGUGCGUUUCUCCCCGAAGCCCCCUGAGCAUCAUGGACACGUGAAACUUGACUCUACUCUCCGGUAGGCAGAUGCGAGUCCCAGGCUGGAUUGAAUGGCACUGAGGAGACAAGACUGCAACUCAGUGGGAGUACUGCAAUGACCAGCCGACAUCCUAGCCAUGCAGAGAGCGGUCACUCCACAGACAAGCAGCCACCUGCCGCUGCCCCCAAGCUCCAUGUGCAGCGAUCGCUGUCAAAGGAGAACAUCACCAUCCACUUCUCAGCUUUUGGGACGGAGGAAGAGGAGGAGGAAGAAGAGCUGAACUGUAUAACUGUGUCCACUACCUCAGCCACUCAGAAUGACUCAAAUAUCGUGACAGCCUUAGAAGCAAGUGAGGAGAUGUUUGAAGCAGUGCCACUGGACUCUGCAGAUGAAGUUGCAGUCAUUCCUGAAACAUCCAGACUUUCUCCCUUUUCUAAACAUCACACUAUUGGCUCUCCCACACAAACUCUGACAUCGCGUAUUGCUGAGCAGAAAGGCUCAAUUUCCAGCUCCUCUCCUACAAAAUCUUUGAGCUUUCCCUCCAGUGAAAAACCUUUUCUAAGUUUGGUGAAGUCUCUUUCCUCAGAAGUCUCAGAGAUCCGUGAUGGAGUCUCUUCUGUUCCUGCUCCAUCAGUACGGCAUAGGCAUCUCAUGAAGUCUCUCGUCAAGUCCUUAUCGUCUGAUACAUCCCAGGACUCAUCCUCCUCCUCCACACCCUACCGUCUUCCAGAAUCCCGCCUUAACCUGCAACUCUUCAAGCAAUUUGCGCAGUCCCGGAUGCCGUCUGCUACCAUGUCGUCAGCUGCCGACUCUAAAACCGCCCCUUCCUCUCCAUUAACCUCAACAGAUAACCGCAGCUUCUUCAAAGUCUCAGACGUCGAGGCACGAAUUGAAGACACCAAGCGUCGUUUUUCUGAAGUCAUCUCUGAACCGCUCCAGCUGCUGAGUAAGAUCAUGGAUGAAAAGAGUAGCAGCUUAGUGAGUGGCAGCCUUUACCGGCCAAAGGGCCUCUCUGUCAGUGCCUCAGAACUCUCCAACAUUACUUCAAUCAAUUGUCAUGUGGAGAGCAACAACAAUAACUGCAUCAAGGAGGAAGAAGGAGGCGACUGGGAGGAUGAGCGCGUCAACAGUGGGGCCUCUGGCCCCCCGGAAUCACAGGUUCCUUCAACUGUUCACACCAAGAGCCCCAACAAACCAUCUUUACUUUCCAUGUCGUUGGAAAAUUGCUCUAUGUCGGCUCUUGCCAAACAGGAGGAUGAGGACUUUUGCAUCCUGUACACUGAGGACUUUGAAACGUGUGCCGACACAGAAGGGGAUGGAGGCGAUAGAACUGAUGAUACGGGAACUGGUAGUCAAACUAAAGUGCUACUAAGUGGUAGUACUGAACCGUGCAGUGAAGAUGAAUCUGAAAAUACAGUGCCGGUACCUUGUGUUCCACACUAUACUCUCAUCAUCCUCACUGUACUGGUCUAUGGUUAUUUUGUUUUACCUCUGCCCAGUUACAUUGGAGGAAUGCUGCUUGGGACUGUGUUUGGAUUUUUUUUAGCCAUUGGUGUUGUGUGGCUGACGGGACCAAAACCUUCUGGUGGUUUUAGACGUACCAGACAUCAUGGGAAACUGUGGAAUCUGACCAAGUUGGACAUAAAGGAACCAGAAAUCUUUAAGGGCUGGAUGAAUGAGAUAUUGAACUACGACCCAGAGAUGUACCACGCAACACUGACGCACUCGGUGUACGUCAGGUUGGAGGGCUCCAUCAUUCGUCUGUCUAAGCCCAACCACAACAUUGCGCGCCGUGCCACACACAAUGAGCCAAAACCCGAUGUCAACUACAUCAGUCAGAAGAUCUAUGACCUUACCAAUAGCAAAGUAUAUCUAAUGCCUCAGAGCCUGGCCAGGAAGCGUGUGUGGAACAAGAAAUACCCGAUCUGCAUUGAGCUUGGCAAACAGGAUGACUUCAUGUCAAAGGCCGAGGAUGACGGGUUGGAAGCCAAUGAGGGCACGGGCGUAAGGGACAGGGGAGAGAGCAGUGGAGAAGCACAGGAGCGAGGGUCUCCACCUUGGUCCAGUAGAGACCUGACCCUUUAUCUGUUCGGAAGGACUGGAAGGGAGAAGGAGGAGUGGUUCCAGCGGUUUCUUUCAGCUUCCAAACUCAAGGUGGACUUAAAGAAAACACCCAGUGUUACAGCGAGUAAGAGCGCUCUGAGCUCUCACAGUCGCAGCAGCAGCCGCAGCAGUCUGGACGAGGCUCUGAUUCCUCAGCCCAGGCCAAAGGACUUGUCUGUCUCCUCAACAGCAGCAGGCAGUGCCAAAACCAAGCCGCUGUUGGACUACAGUGUCUAUAUGGCCAGUUUACUGCCAAAACGGUCGACAGUCAGCCCUCCAGCUGCCAGCCCUGCUCUCCAGAGUCCUCAGAGCAGCCCUGGAGCUGACAAGAAGCUUCAGAGCACCACUUCAGCUCAGGUGCUGCACAGGGAGGAGGAGGAGGAGGAGGAGGCAGCUGCUGUUGCCUGGGUGAACGCAGCUCUCGGUCGGGUCUUGUGGGACUUUCUGGUCGAGCCCUACUGGGCUGACCUGGUCUCCAAGAAGAUUCAGAUGAAACUCAGCAAGAUACGGUUGCCUUACUUCAUGAAUGAGCUAACCCUGACAGAACUGGACAUGGGCUCAGCCACUCCGAGGAUCCUUGGGGCAUCCAAGCCUUCCAUUGACUACCGAGGUCUGUGGUUCGACCUGGAGCUUUCCUACAGUGGCUCCUUCCUGAUGACCUUGGAGACUAAGAUGAACCUCAUUCGUCUUGGCAAGGAGGGCGAGAGCUUCCGCUUAGGGGAAUUUGGCAAAGAUGGAUACAGGCCGCGGACUUAUUGCUUGGCUGAUAGUGAUGAAGAGUCGUCCAGCGCAGGCUCAUCAGAUGAGGAAGACUCCUCAGAGCUCUCAAAUGACUCUGCUGGAGCAGAGGGUUUGGUCGGAGGCCACAAGCCAAGCAAGAUCAUGCGCUUUGUGGACAAGAUCACCAAGUCCAAAUACUUCCAGAAGGCCACAGAGACGGAGUUCAUCAAAAAGAAGAUGGAGGAAGUGUCCAACACACCCCUCCUGCUCACAGUCGAGGUGCAGGAACUCCAAGGAACGCUGGUUGUAAACAUACCCCCUCCACCCACCGACAGGAUAUGGUAUGGCUUCAGGACACCGCCUCACCUGGAACUGAAGGCGCGGCCCAAACUGGGAGAAAGAGAAGUAACUCUGCCCCAUGUUACCGACUGGAUAGAGAAAAAACUGAUCCAGGAAUUCCAGAAAGUCUUUGUUAUGCCAAACAUGGACGAUUUGUGGCUGACAAUCAUGCAUUCUGCCAUGGACCCGCGCACAGCCAGUGGACCGUCAGCUGGUCCCACAGUGGACCCGGAGCCGUCCCAGCCAGAGAGGGACAGCUCCAGCCAGCCAUGAAGAUUGUUUACAGUAUUUCCUAGAGCUUUUGAAGUCUCACAAUAGGAACUAGAGCCAAAGUAGAUAGGUCGGAGACUAGUACAACCACAUUCCCGGAGUGGUGUUCUCACUUACCACAGUUGAACAUGGCAGCGUCGACCAAGGAUACACUUUAAGACACAUAAACUGUUUCUUGCUGCUCUGUUCGGUAGUAUUUAUGGUGCCAGGGGGGAAAUGUGGUUUGUCUUUGAAGAAUUUAUAUAACAAUAAAGGACCUAUUGAAUAGGGACAGAUAUGUGAAGAGAGUCACGUUUGGCUCUUACCUGGGGGGGGGGGGUUUAAAGGAAUAAUUGGCAUAUAUGUGGUUAUAGAAGUUCAUGAUGUCCACGUGUGAAGAUGGACAUGAAAGCAUUCACCAGAUACCUUACAGCCUGCACACGACCAGUUUCUGCUGAGGCUUGAAAGUGAGAUGGAGCAGCCUAGCCACUUUGAUUAUAGAAAUGCAGUAAGUGGAGAUUUACAGUAUGACAGUAUGUUGAAUUUAGAGGCGUUCCAUAGUGAACGGUUAGUGUGUGAAGGAGAGUUGUGUCCAUUGUUGAGAAUUAAGCAUAAGCAGGGACAAAAAGGUGUAUUGAAAAAGCUCAGAUACUUGAUGUUAUGUUGAUUCACCGUAAAACAUUCAACCUUAAAGUGGCUUUAUGAGAGCGGUUUGUCCAUCAGGUGUUAGCUAACAGUAUUGAUUUUUGCUGUGACCAGACCCUGAGCACCCCCAUUCAUUUGCCAACCCCUCUUUGUAUGCCAAUGAAGCCAUUGUCUAUAUGGAAAAUAUUGCUCAAGACAACAUACAUCAUGUUGAGAAAAAAUGUCAUUCGCUCUGUAAAUUCCACUCUAAUGACAAACACGAUAAGUGCAAUGAUAGAAACGCUACACAGGCUUUAGUAUGAUUUUGUAGAGACAUUACAGUAGAGUUUAUGUCUGAGAAGUACGAGGCCUCUAAUACGUCUGUUGAAUGUAUGUUUGGACAUUUUUUGGGUUAUCUUUUGUUAUUGUAUGAAAAUAGUUCUUACCCAGUUGCAUUCUGAGUGGGUUAUGCAAAUUCUUGCACAAAUACAAGUGAAAUGUUUCUUCUUUUUUCUUUUCUUUUUUUAAUGAUUUCAGAUGUCAUUCAAUCAUAAUGUCGAUGAAGUACCUGGUGGUCUAUUGAUCUAUUCAUUCAUUCAUUCAACUUUCAUGAUGAUGUUGAUGGAAGUGACAGUGCUUUAAAAAGACUCUACAUGCCAUACUGUAUGUGGAAAGACACACGACAAAGGAAACAAUUCUUGGGUGAAGUCAAUAUCCAUACUCUGUCAUAGAGCAUGUAUUGCCAAGAAUGUACAGUCUUAUUAACAGGUUCCCUUUCUGAGACUUACUUUUUAACCCCAUUUCUAAUCUCAGCCAAAGUCCUUUGUUCAGGCCAAUAGUGCCAGAUCUCAAUGGUACACAUCCUGACAGGUAAUAUUUACAAAUGUGUUACAAUACCUGCAUUAACAUUGUUUACAGGAAUUCUUACCUAGGUUUCUUUUUUCUUUGUUUGCUCUUAGCACUGUAACAUUAAAAUUGGGUUUUUUUUGUAUGAUCGUCUUAUCCUUUAUGCCUUAGUAACUUUUUGUUGAGUAUGUGUUUUGAAUGACUCCGUGAGGUGGGCUAAGGUUGUUUGUUUUGUUUUUUGGUGUUUUUUUUGUCUUCAUCUAUGGAAAAAAAAGAAUGAAAUGAGAUUUUGAGGAUAUAUGAAGAGUAUGUUGUGAUUUGUAUCUGAGUUAUAAUGACUAAUUUUAAGGCCAAAUUCAGUGAUUAAAUCUAUCUGCCUUAUUUAAAGAGCUAAAUAAAUCUCUUGUCAAUGAAAA